Molecule: messenger RNA, 1989 nt
Organism: Arachis duranensis
Lineage: Eukaryota; Viridiplantae; Streptophyta; Magnoliopsida; Fabales; Fabaceae
Exons: 3
Coding region: 1-1233 (410 amino acids)
Source: RefSeq, a predicted model, not a curated record
AUGGCGGAAUUGGAUGCUGCUGUGUCAAAAAACCGAAAAACGGAGCAGGUUAAAAUGGCGAAGGAAGCGUGCAUUUGCCUCGUGUCGUAUAAAAAGUUGUUCGUGAUCAAACUAAGCAAUUUAAAGAAACAAGAAGUUGAUGUCAAAGAUUGGAAUUGUUUGCCUCCACCAGAGUUCGAGUUCGAUUUCCAUUUCAAACUUGCAAAGCUUGAUUUGUGUCCUUUCGAGUUCGACUCCAAGAUCUAUAUGGCGGUGUCCGAGGACCCGGGUAGAAUCGGGAGUGCGAGUGUCUCCUGGCCUAUCUACGAAUUCAAAUUUGGGGAUGGGGAGGGCAGUUUUGAGCGUGCGGAAUCACUGGAUGAUGCACCGCUCCCUUUUGUCAAAGCAUUCAUCGCAAACACGCCAGGCUCCGGCGAUGUUUACUUCUGUAUGAAAUCAAAGGGCAAAGCUUCACCUGACUGUUACGUUCUUUGUUCUGGAUCUAGAACUUGGAAACCCUUAAUCGCUCCUCCGACCGUCAGCAACCCACCUUUCCGAUAUAACAUGUUCGUCCUCGACAACAACCUCUUUCUUUCAUGGAGGGGAAAUAGAGACACCUGUUUGGCCCGCUUCGACCCCAUAAAAGAGAAUUGGACGACUGAGCCGGCCUCUGAGAACAAUCUUUCGAACUUCAUAAAGGAUAGGCUCAUUAACGGUGAUAACUACUUUCGUUUUAUUUGUCUCCCGUACAUUUCUGUGUCCCUUCCGGGUCUUGGCAGCCGCAACUACACCGUUUGCCUCACAAAUGAGUUUGUGAAUGAAUCUCCUCCUGAGGCACCUUUGCACAAGGUCUUGGCCAUUCUCGUUAACCCCCAGAAUGGCCGUGUUGCAUUAUAUCAAUACCUUGAUGAGUGUUUUGAGGGUAUUUAUCCCAGUGUGGGAGAAGAGGACAGGUUCAAUUUUGUUGACCUUGGCAACGGGAAGCUGUGUGCAAUACUCUCUGGAGGUCUAUAUGGUUCCAAAUCUAAUUCAUUGGCGCUAUGCUUCUCAGUUUUCACACUGUCAGUGGACUUUGCAGCAUUGCAACUUGAGGUUGGGGCUCCUCCCAUGGAGCGAGAUUUCUUACAAGUGACUGUCCAUAAGAAGAGUGCCUAUACCAUGGGGAUCUCCAUGCUUUCUGAUCGUAUACGCCACGCGUUUGUUUGGCCACCUACUAAGGGAAGAAGAUUUUACCAUAAGACAACUAUGACAUAGUCAUGUUCCUAAACAAAAUAAGCUAAAGUCACAUAACCCCCCAACCCCCAAUUUCGAAACCUAGCUUCUCUCAGUCUCGCCCUCGCACAAUCUCACAGUCGCUCUCUGCUGCUCUCAGUCUCGCCCUCGCAGAGUCGCAAUCCCACCAGCCGCCAGCAACGAAGCCUUCUUCCCAGUUCCCAGCGAGCACCGACCCAGCAGGAAGCAGCGUUCUUCCCAGCAGCGCCCAGCGUCGCCAGCGAGCACCGACCCAGGAACGUUCUUCCCAGCAGCUCUAAGCCACCGACCCCAGUUCCCACCGAGCCUCCAUCGUCUUCUGUAAUGGAGGCUAAGCCUCAUGAAAAUUGCUUCUGAUUGCUGGUUCACUAGUUCAGUGGGUUUCUCUCCAUGCAUCAAUCCUAGACCACAUGUUUUUUGUGUGAUGGCAUGCACAUUAAGAAGACCUUCAACCAAAAAAUUGACCUAAAGCUCUUUAUAUAAGGAAGAUAGCUUUUGUUCAUUUAUCAUGCAGAAAGCACUAUGGGAACGUCCUGUAUAUUGAGGCUGCAGAAAAUGGCUGCCAUCUUUACCAACUAUUCCUGAAGUGUAGAACUAUUGAAUAGUUGUAAAAUUUUUGCAGUUAAUAUUAUUUACAACUCUUACAACAUUUUCUGAGAGGUUCUGGGUUGUGUGUAUCUACUAAAUAAUAUCAAGGAUGUUUACUUGCUUAAAUUUUUAAAAGUAAUAGCAGGGAGAACCAAUAGUUGUUAACUUUCA